CAUGUUCCGUUCUCCAUGCCGCGACAUCUCCUACGUCAUACGCCGUGGACAAAGCCUGCAACUGUAGCUCUCUGCAUACCAUAUCUGUUCGCAUUACUACUGCAACCAUCUACUCCACGAUUGUAUCCUUGUGCUAAUCAUAUCUGAUCCACUUGCAAAACCUCACGAAUCAAGUCGAUCCGUACAGAACAUUUUCCCACUGUAAUCGCCAAAACGGCGCCCCCAAAGUUCCAGCUGCCCAACCGCCGCGCCGUCGCUUCCCUCGCCCUCGUUACUGUGCUUUCCGCUAUCGAGAAGCAGCGCAAGGCGAAAGCAGACCGGGAACAAGAGAGCGACUUCGCGGCGCAAGAUAUGUCGGGCGAACUUCAGACGAUACCGGCGCGACAUGGUGUUGCUACGUUUGUGCCGAGAGGCAGGACGAUCAAGAUUAUAAACACGUAUGGCCAGCAGGUGGUCAGUACGUGGGCGUUCGGGUUAGCUGCUCCGCCAGAGGAGGGCGAUAAUGAUGAGGAAGAGGAAGAACUUGAGGGGAAGGUGGAUUAUUUGAAGAAGGAGUUGAGCAAAGAAGAAGGAAAAAAUGAGGUGCCGAAAGAAGAGGGAGCGAAUGACAAAACCGCAGAGGAAGAUGCUACCAAGGUCAGUGAUGAGGGUCCAGAAGCAACCAAAGAAGAAGGCCCCCCCGAGGAAGAGCAGUCCGACAAUCCUGCGACCAAGGAUGGGGAGGGCGCAGACGACCCUCCCGAGCAAGCGCCCGAUACACCUGAGAACGAAAGGUCCGACGGGAAGAAGCCAGAGAAGCGAACAUGGUCUUCCUACCUGCCCUCCAUCCCCUACCGCAACAAGGGUCAAGCUCAGGGCCAGAACAAGACCGAUGCUCAGGCACAGCAAGAAGAAAAGGCCGAGAAAGCACAGAAUGAGGAAACGUCGAAGAAGUGGUCAUCAUAUCUCCCUACCGGUAAGGGAUUCUCCAGCUACGUGCCCAACGUGAAGAUGCCAGAUACCCAAGGCGUCGUGAGCGCGUUCAAAUCGAGCAACAGCUGGGACCCGAACAAGAGCUACGCGGAGCAACUGUAUGAUUUCUCAAAGACUCCCGUUGGUGCUGGUACUUUGGCUGUCGCCAGCGGAUCCGGAACAGCGUCAUCUCUUUACGCUGCCUACAACGCCUACACCCAGAUAAGCCCUUCAAAGAACGAUCAACCCCCCAUGGAGUACUUGUCGCUCCCUCACACCCGCGCCGCGACAUACCGCCUCGUCCCUGAACUCAAUGACACGCUCUUGACCAACCUCCGCAAUCCCCUCAUGACGCUCGUAGAAGACACUUCGCCUGGUGCGCAUGACACCUUGACCGCCGCCUGCGACGCGAACAUGUACGCCGCGCUCGGCGUCGAUAAGCCCGAAGAGCAUGGCAGCUGCGCCGAGAACCUGGUUCUCGCACUCAAAGAGCUCAACGAAAAGGCGGGCCUCAAAGGCACGAAGGCUAUUGGCGCAGACAUCACGGUCAACAUCGCUCCUACACCUUUGCACCUCUUCAUGAACACGCCCAUAGAAAUCGAUUCGAGCGCACAAUCCGAAGGCGCAGGUGCAAAGGGGGCAAAGCUCUCAGUCGAAAAGCCUAUGAGCAAGAAGCGGAGCUACGUUCGUUUCCGCGCCGAGCGCGACAUCGUCGUCGUGCUAAGCGCUUGCCCGAACGAGCUGGGACAACAGAACGGAGGGAGGUGCAUGGCAGCCAACUUCAUGGUUGAAGAGCCUGAGGAGGAUCCCUCCGCUUCUACGUCGUCGGUCAAGAGCAAGAAUUCUGCUGCGAAGAAGCUGGACACAAAGAAGGACGAAAAGAAAGAAGACAAGAAGGAGCCGGAGGAGAAGCCAAAGGUGAAGCGCAAGGCUCUUCCUAAACAGCAGAAGAAGUCAGAGGAUGCCGCGCCAAAAGUGGAAGAGGCCGAGCCGAAAGGAACUGCCAAAGUGGAAGAAGCAAAGCCAGACAAGCCACCCAAAGCAGAUGAAGAGAAGCCAGAGGACACCCCCAAGCCCAAGAAGAAGCCCAAGAAGCUCGAGCGCCGCACCGUCACCCCAAAGAGCGAGGCCUCGUAA
Molecule: messenger RNA, 2088 nt
Organism: Paraphaeosphaeria sporulosa
Lineage: Eukaryota; Fungi; Ascomycota; Dothideomycetes; Pleosporales; Didymosphaeriaceae
Exons: 3
Coding region: 352-2088 (578 amino acids)
Source: RefSeq, a predicted model, not a curated record